UGUUUACUCCAUGGCAGCUCUCUCUCAGUAAAGCUGAGACCACCUACCAAUCUGAACCAGCACUUGCUCCUGCAGGCAGAGAAGAAAAUGUUCACGGGAAAUGGGCGGGUUUAUCGUUCCAGGCAGUUGAACCAAAAGCAGAAGAACAGAUUAAGACAAACACAACUAAUACACCUGACCUAGAGGUAAUAUGGAUAAAGCUGGAAUGACUUUGAAGAUCCUCCUCAUCUUCACCCUCUUCCUGAUUUCAGUAGGUGGAGGAGAAUCAGAGAGAGUGACAGGAUAUUCAGGAGGAGGAGUCCUCAUCAAGUGUAGAUAUGAGAGAAGAUACACAUUAAACCCAAAAUACCUCUGUACGGGUCCAUGGCCCUGCAUGACGAAGCCCAUUUGGACAGACGCUAAAAAUGAGUGGAUAAACAGUGGAAGAUUCUCACUGUUUGACGACACCAGAGCUGCACAGUUCUGGGUGAUGAUCAGGGAGCUCACUGUAGAGGAUUCUGGAACGUACCAGUGUGGAGUUCAUAAAUAUUUGGUCAUUGAUGUCUACACACCAGUGGAACUGAAGGUAGAGGAAGAUCCAGACUAUAAGAAGAGCAUCAGUGUGACUGGCCAUGUAGGACGACGCAUCAACAUCAGCUGCAAAUACUCACAAGCCCACAGCAGUUACUCCAAGUUCCUCUGUAGAAUGAUGGACAAUGGUGGCUGUUAUAAAACAUCUGUUGAUGAGAGCAGAAGAUGGAUAAAUGAGGGAAACCUCUCUCUGCAUGAUGACAGAGCAAAGAAGAUCUUCACUGUGGUCAUCAACCGUCUGACUGAGAGAGACUCUGGUGAAUACUGGUGUGGAGCUGAAUCAGACUGGACAUCUGGUCUAUAUCAAAAGGUCUAUAUCACACUGAUCAACCUCAGAGUUACUGAACCACCAGCAACAUCAUCCUCACCAUCACCUUCAAGCUCAACUCUACACAUCACAGAAACAACCUCCUCUACAGCAUCUACAGCUACAAUGAGUCCCUCGUUUAAGACUUCAACAGGUCCAGAUGUUCUACCACAGUCAUCAACACACAUCAGUUCACCAACCACAAAACCAACCACAUCCUCAACAUCCAAACCCUCACCAUCUCCACUGUCUGCUACAGAAUUUCCAGUUUCAUCUGUGGUCACAUGUGUGUCUGUUAUUCUGGCACUUCUUCUGAUUGGACUCUUAUUCUUCAUACUGUUUCUACGAAAUGGAAUCAAGACCCAAGCCUCAACCCAAAGCCAAUCACACAACGGCUUUUCAAACAACCGCAAGAAUUCCCUGGCUGUCUAUGAGGACAUUCAAGACAUUUGUUCUUCAGACACUGGAGUUUUCACAAUCUACUCUACUGCUCGACUACCCACAAACCCCUCAGAACCUUCUCAAACUGUGUAUGAUAACGUCCGGUUACCCUCAAGCUGUGAUUUCUCCAAACCCUUUUAUUCUCAGGUCAUCUACUCCACAGCUCAGUUACCCACAAUUCCCUCUGAUUCCUCAGCAAGUGUCACUCAUCCUUCAGCUGGAAAAUCUGCUGAAGGUCCAACAUACGCAACCGUGAAUUUCAGCAAGUAUGCAUGUAGUUCUACUGAUGCUGUUCCCAUGGCAACCAUCAACAAGGAGAGCGACUCAUGUGACUACGCCACAGUCAAACUUUAGCAGGUUUUUCAUGUUAAACUCAUAUUCUCCUUCAUUUCCACCACAGUGAGAGGGUGUGUUUACUUUUGUUUACUUCUGGAAGUGUGAGAAUGUGUUGAUUUAUUCUGGUUAAUAGGAUGCAUGAAGUGUUUCAAAUGGCACGUUUAUCACUGAGAAAUGAGCCUUUAACUUUGUUUGGCGUGAUGGUUAGUAAAGGGUUAAGUUCUUUUGUUUGGGUUUAUUUAUGUAUGUGAUGUAAACGUACACAACUGUAGUUUUAUUUUUACUCAUUUGUAAACAUAUUUGUGAAGAAAACUGUCUCAUAUGUUCAUUUAUUUAUCAUUUAAA
Molecule: messenger RNA, 1999 nt
Organism: Pygocentrus nattereri (red-bellied piranha)
Lineage: Eukaryota; Metazoa; Chordata; Actinopteri; Characiformes; Serrasalmidae
Product: endochitinase A-like
Exons: 9
Coding region: 191-1672 (493 amino acids)
Source: RefSeq, a predicted model, not a curated record